UUUUAUAAUCCUCCCUAUUAUUAGAGAGCCGUAAUAAAGUGAUUUCUGUAAUUACAUGUUUAUGAACGCUACAUAACCAAUCAAAUUUUUUAAUAAGUACUUAAGAAUCAACGAAAUAACUCCACUAUUUACGUUCCGAUGUAUAAUUAUGAUAAACAAAUACGAAGAAAAGGGUUUACCAAAACUAAAGUCUGUUCAAGUUUUGACAGCGAAGUAUCAACAUGGACAUGGAAAGUCAAGAAACUAUACUGUUUGAAAAAUGCCUAGUUAGGGUGAAUAAAGUUCUUCGUAUACUAGGAAUGGAUUUAGACGAAAACGAUAUGGAAAGGUCUUUCGCACAACGUUUGCGUUACCGCUUAUUUUUCUGCUUCAAUAGCGUUUGGUUCAACAACGAUGUCUUUUUGGAGUUCGCGUGGUUGAUCGACAGUCUACUCAUCGGCAGAAGUGUUAUAGAGAUCACCUACUUUUUACCUUGCCUAACAUUCUGCAUACUCGGAGACCUAAAAGCCUUCUAUUUCAUGAAGCACGCACGAGAAGUUAACGAUGUGGUCUUGACUUUGAAAAAACUACAAGCUACUUCAAAAGAAAUCAAAGUUUACCGAGAUGAAGUAGAAGAAGAAAUAAUGAAACAAAUGCCGAAACUCAAUUUUGCCACUUAUUCUCUGUGGUAUACCAAUAUUUUUGGCAUAAUAACAUUUGCAAUUGGACCGUUUAUAAUAACAGCUUUAAAGUAUAAGGAAACUGGUAAAAUUGAGAUGCAACUGCCUUUCCUCGUAUGGUAUCCAUUUGAUUCGACAGAUAUUCGAAUUUGGCCAUUUGUAUAUAUUCAUCAGUUGUGGUCCGCUGCAAAUGCAGUACUUACUUCAAUCGGGCCUGAUAACUACUUUUCAACGUGUUGUACAUUCAUAUAUCUGCAGUUCCGGAAUUUACAUUACGAUAUAGAAAGAAUUUCCAUCCAGAAUGUGCGCCCCAGAAAUAAAAUGGUUGAGUCAAAAUUUUCAACGCAGAUUGUGGAAAUUAUUAAGCGUCACAGAGAACUCAUAAGAUGUAUAGAGAUGUUGGAAACCAUAUUUAGCAAAUCAACUUUAUUAAAUGUAGCAACAAGUUCACUAUUGAUUUGCAUCAGCGGGUUUAACGUCACGACUAUCGACAAUUACAUUUUGGCGGUGCCAUUCAUCGGAUUCCUCACAUGGGGAAUGUUCCAGAUAUACGUGUUCUGUUACUACGGCGACUUGAUAAUGCAAACCAGUACGGACGUGGGAAGUGCAGUGUAUAAUUCUCAAUGGUAUACGGCUGAUGCCGCUGAUAUGAAGGAUUUAUUGUUUAUUUUAAAGAGAUCCCGAAGGCCCUGUAAACUUACAGCUUAUGGCUUUGCUGAAAUUAACUUAAGAACCUUUGGCAGGAUAAUUAGUACUGCCUGGUCGUAUUUCGCACUACUCAAAACUGUUUACAAAUGAUCGUAAUGAAAAAGCAAUUUAUUUAAUCAAUUCAAAUUUUUACGAACAAGGAUCUUAUUGGGAUCUAAAUAGAAGCAC
This is a messenger RNA of Plodia interpunctella (Indianmeal moth), 1535 nucleotides long. RefSeq names its product odorant receptor 4-like (gene Or-25). Gene Ontology annotation, cellular component: plasma membrane. NCBI's taxonomy places the organism in Eukaryota, Metazoa, Arthropoda, Insecta, Lepidoptera, Pyralidae. The record is from RefSeq and is a predicted model, not a curated record. The transcript is spliced from 7 exons. The coding region runs from base 222 to 1457 and encodes 411 amino acids. Gene Ontology annotation, biological process: detection of chemical stimulus involved in sensory perception of smell; sensory perception of smell. Gene Ontology annotation, molecular function: olfactory receptor activity; odorant binding.